AUGGGGUUCACAAGGCCACAAAAAGGUUUCAUUAGCAUUGAUUGUGGCAGCAAUGAAGAUUACAUUGAUGAGCGAACCAAAAUCCGUUACAUAUCGGAUAAAGAAUUGAUAGACACCGGCAUAGUUAAGACGGUAUCCCCUGAUUCAUCUACAAAUCUUCAACAAAAUGCUAAGAACUUGAGAAGUUUUCCCCAAGGAACAAGGAAUUGUUACACCCUGAGACCAGAGCAAGGUAAAAACAAUAAUUAUUUGAUCAGGGCAAGAUUCUUUUAUGGGAAUUACGAUGGUAAAAACCAAACACCAGUAUUCGACCUACAUCUUGGGGUUAAUGAAUGGAAAACAGUGAAAUUAACAAAUGCUGGUCCAAAUCGUAUUGUUCAUAGUGACAUUAUUCAUGUUCCCUAG
Quercus robur (English oak) is the source of this 405-nucleotide messenger RNA. Its product is annotated as probable LRR receptor-like serine/threonine-protein kinase At1g05700. The record is from RefSeq and is a predicted model, not a curated record. The coding region runs from base 1 to 405 and encodes 134 amino acids. Lineage: Eukaryota; Viridiplantae; Streptophyta; Magnoliopsida; Fagales; Fagaceae. The transcript is spliced from 2 exons.